Molecule: messenger RNA, 974 nt
Organism: Camelina sativa (false flax)
Lineage: Eukaryota; Viridiplantae; Streptophyta; Magnoliopsida; Brassicales; Brassicaceae
Gene: RGF5
Product: root meristem growth factor
Source: RefSeq, a predicted model, not a curated record
CUCGGGGAUCGUGUCAAAGCUCAAAAAGUGGUGUUAACAGUCAUCGUCAACCUCCAAACCAUUCUCGAGGCAGACAAAAACAUUUAAGAAUAUUUACCGUGGUGGUCGGUAAGUUUUGGGGAUUGAAAUGGCAUGGAGACAAGAAGUAGUAAAUCACUCGUUUUUCACCGAGGUUUAAAUGUCCUUUUCCUUUUGUUGUUUCUUUCUCUCUUUUUUGACUCAUCUUUGGCUUUUCCCAUGAGCUUUUCCAGCACAUUCAUCUGGAUUGAUAAAAAAAAAAGACUUUUUUCAAAUACAAGUGUGAACUUGCUCGUAUUAUAUAGUGUCUACUACCUACCAAUUGCUUUUAACGUUCCAUAACCCUUAUAGUCGUUAAGCCUUGUGAACUGUUUCUGUUGUGACCAAUGAGCUCAAUUGCCGCUUCUAUCCUUCUUUUGUUUCUGCUCUUGCACCUCUCUGAUUCUCGUCACCUCGACAAUGUUCACAUCACUGCCAAGGAUCAAAAUGUUGUCUCUGGUUUGACACCUAAAGAACCGGUGGAGGUUUCUCGGUUUGUGCCGCGUGCAGUGAAGCACCGCCGUCAUCGGUCGCCGCUCUUAUUCGCAGAUUAUCCGAAGCCGUCCACACGGCCUCCGCGUCAUAACUGAAACCUCUCUCUUUUAGUUUUUCAUCUUUAGAGUUUUUUUGUAUGUGAGAGAGUAAAUAGGUCCUUGACAAUUUUCUUAUUAUGUUUCCAAAUGUGGAACUUUGUUUUUUUUGUGUGGAGUAUAAUAGAUUUCAUAUGUUUUCCUGACAAAAAUCUAUCCAUGACUGCUCUCAAAACAUCUCGAUUCUGACUACCUGGGCCCAUUUACUGGGUUGAAGCCCAAUUUUGGCUCAUUUACAGUCGUCUCCUAUUAGUUUUGUUUCCAGUUUUUUUGAUUGUUUCACUUCGCAAUGUUUGUCCACAACAUGAAUGAUUAAUAUCGUGUUCU